This is a messenger RNA of Spirometra erinaceieuropaei, 916 nucleotides long. The record is from the annotation of a GenBank genome assembly. Lineage: Eukaryota; Metazoa; Platyhelminthes; Cestoda; Diphyllobothriidea; Diphyllobothriidae.
AUGUCUCGCGCGAAACUCUUUUCUACUCUUGUUUUUAUGGACACAGAAACAACAGGGCUUCCGGACCAGCUAUUUCAUCCACAUAUAACCGAACUGUCCCUCUUGGCAGUCAGCCGGUUUGCAUUAGAAGACGAAAAAGAUCUCCCGCGAGUGCAAAAUAAACUUGUUCUGUGUUUCCAUCCACGAACAACUAUUAAUGAGGUAGCCGCGAAAAUAUCUGGUAGGUGUUCCCCCUCCCCUGUGUUUGCUUACCACUGUCUUUUUAGGAUUAAAUUACCAAAACCUGUUUCAUCAAAAGGACUUUGACGUCCUGGCUGUGGAACAGAUACAGUUGUUUCUUCUCCGUUUGGACCCACCCAUAUGCCUCAUUGCACAGAAUGGCUUUCGCUUUGACUUUCCGAUUUUGAAGUCAGAAAUAUUGCGUGUAAAGGGGAAGGGUUAUCGUCUCGUUGACUGUCGGGGCGACGAAAUAGUGUGUGCAGACACGCUACACCUCUUCAGGGCCUUCCAGGAAAAGUUGCUCCCCAUUGGCUCCGAUGACUCCGGCUACUUAUCCACUGAAAUCGAGCAGCUUUCGAUCUCGCCCCAUGUGGCCGAGGAAGCACCAGUAACCCCACCUAAACCGGUAGCUACUUCUAGUCCUCUCAAACCCGCCUCCCUCUCCCUCGGCACUUUAUAUACACAUGUUUUUGGAAAACUGCACAAUGCCGCGCAUUCAGCCGAAGGUGACUGCAUUGCCAUGAUAAGGCUACUGCAGCGCCUGGGCUCUUGUGCUAUCGCCUGGCUUGAUUCCAACCACCGACGUCUUUCACACAUUAGUCCCAUGUAUCAACUGAAUGAGAAUGAUUUUCAGCCGCUCGGUGCUCAAGACUUCCCCUACGCCGUAAAAUGCCCCACUUCGAAUGAAUCUUCAUAA